This is a messenger RNA of Asterias rubens (European starfish), 1906 nucleotides long. Its product is annotated as sulfide:quinone oxidoreductase, mitochondrial-like. Gene Ontology annotation, cellular component: mitochondrion. Gene Ontology annotation, molecular function: FAD binding; sulfide:quinone oxidoreductase activity. The transcript is spliced from 9 exons. Lineage: Eukaryota; Metazoa; Echinodermata; Asteroidea; Forcipulatida; Asteriidae. Bases 91 to 1473 code for a protein of 460 amino acids. The record is from RefSeq and is a predicted model, not a curated record.
CACGCACGUCGUCACGGAUCUUCCACUAGCUAGCUGUGAUCGAAACCGAAUCGUCGUGAAAAGUCUUCCCUCAAAAUACAAAAUCACACAAUGGCUUUCUGCUUUGAGUCUGUGACCAGCCUUUCCCGAUGUUUGAGGUUUACUACCUCGUUACCCCGGCUACAAGUCAGUCAUGCGAGGAGUAUACAAAGUGAGCCUGCAGAGUUACCCCUGUCGCCGCCCAGCACAUCUGAGAGUAUGUACAACUUUGUCGUAGUCGGCGGUGGUUCGGGUGGCCUUGCCCUAGCUAGCAAUCUAUCCCGCAAGUACGGCAAGGGGCAGGUUGCUGUCGUUGAACCAAGUGAUGAGCAUUUUUAUCAGCCUUUGUGGACACUUGUAGGAGGCGGUCAAAAGAAGAAAGAGCAAUCUCGUAAACUCAUGAAGGACGUGAUGCCCGGAGCGUGUGAUUGGAUCAAGGACAAGGCAGUCAAAUUUGACCCCGAGAACAACAGCCUGACAACAGCUGAGGGGAAGACAGUACAGUACAAUUACCUAGUUGUGGCUAUGGGAAUGCAGCUGAACUUUGAUAAGCUGAAGGGGCUAGUGGAGGCACUCGAGCACGACCCACAAGUGUGCUGCAAUUAUUCCUACCACACAGUUGACAAGACCUUUCAGGCAAUGCAGAAUUUCAAGAGCGGCAAUGCCAUAUUCACGUUCCCCAACACCCCCGUCAAGUGUGCUGGUGCACCGCAGAAGAUCAUGUACUUGGCUGAAGAAUAUUUCAGGGAGAAUGACAAGCGAGAUGGUGCCAACGUCAUGUACUUCUCACCGCUGGGAGCAAUUUUCAGCGCUCCAAAGUACGCCGCUGUCAUGAGCAGAAUCUGCAAGGAGCGAGGGAUCCAGGUCAACUUGAAGCACAAUCUUGUGGAGAUCAAGCCGGACACCAGGGAAGCCGUCUUUGCGAACUUGAACACCGAUCCCAAUGAGCUAAUCACAGUACCUUAUGCAAUGCUGCAUGUACCACCACCGAUGGGACCCCCGGAUAUCCUGAAGGCCAGUCCCUUGGCCGGACCCUCUGGCUUCCUCAGUGUGAGCAAGGACACUGGGCAACAUACUAAAUACCCUAAUGUCUUUGGUAUCGGUGACUGUACGGACUUCCCAACAUCCAAGACUGCGGCAGCUAUCGCUGGACAAUCAGGCAUCCUGUUGAAGACCAUUAAUGCUGUGGUCAGUGGCCUUACUCCAUAUGAAAAGUACAAUGGUUAUACAUCUUGUCCUCUUGUCACUGGACGACAAUCUUGCGUCUUGGCCGAGUUUGACUACACCCUAGAGCCUUUGGAGACAUUCCCAGUGGAUCAGAGCGUAGAGAGAAGGACUGCCUACCACAUGAAGGCUGAUCUUUUGCCUACCAUGUAUUGGAACGGACUCCUAAAGGGAAUUUGGCAUGGACCUGGGAUGUUCAGGAAGCUCCUACAUUUAGGAUUUUCAAAGUAAUGCUGAUGGCACAGAAUAAUUUGAGCCUUUCCACUGAGAGACACCAUAUGAACACCAUUGUAACCCUUGGAAACACCAUGGUAGCACCAUGGUAACACCAUGGGAACUCCAUUGAAACACCAUUGUAACACCAUGUAAACACCAUUGUAACACCAUGGAUCAGGUUGGCUCAGUGGUUUCUUUUCCUGCAGGUCACCUCCGUGGACACCGGUUUGAAUCACACCUCACAGACCAGAGCCUCCUCUGUGGUUUGGGUUUUCAGUCGCUACCAGAUGUAUUUUCCGGGGGGUCGUACAAAUGUAACUAAUAUUUGUUUUGGGCACUGGCCAGUGAUCACAGAUGGCAAGUUUAACCAAAACAGUUAAAGCCAUUGGACACUUUCGGUAAACUAUUGUCCAAGGCCCACACUUCGUGUAUCACAACUUCUAUAUAA